AUGGAAGACCAACCUGCGCUCGAAGAGAGCACAAAGCCUCCUUGUGAUGGCAUUAUAACAAAGGCAGCAGGAGCGGAAGCGCUUCUUUGCGCACGAGCUGAUGGUGCAGCGGACUCAGACCCGAGCAGCUCCUCCGGGGGCUCGUGUAAAGGGCCUGUGCCUUCGCCUUUUAGCAUAUCAGUCUUAUCUGCUCAAGGGCUGCAGGAGCUCCAAGGCAUCCAGAUAUUGAACCGCCAUCAGGGCGAGACUGAGGGCCCCCAGGAGCAACAGGUUCCCAAGGACCCCUGCAUUGACAAGCUGAGCUUAUGUGCGCCAGGUAGAAGCAAUGGAAUGGAAGGAAAGGAUGAGGACUGUGUGGUGGAGGUGGAGAGUGGUGGUGUACGCACACCUGAAGCCUCGUCUCGUUGUGCAGAUACCGACAUUGAAACUGCCUGCCGUGAGACGUUUUUAUUUGCAAAUGCCAAGGCCGGAAUGGAUAUGACAGAAGACGAGAAAGCGAAAAUUGCGGCAAAGAUAUUCGAGCUCUCAAAGAACUCCCCCUUCUUUGUCAACGAGAUGCGGUGUGCAAGAAGCAAGAAGCACAAAACAUAG
Molecule: messenger RNA, 591 nt
Organism: Eimeria mitis
Lineage: Eukaryota; Apicomplexa; Conoidasida; Eucoccidiorida; Eimeriidae
Exons: 1
Coding region: 1-591 (196 amino acids)
Source: RefSeq, a predicted model, not a curated record